This is a messenger RNA of Drosophila gunungcola (fruit fly), 3271 nucleotides long. RefSeq lists its product as uncharacterized. The record is from RefSeq and is a predicted model, not a curated record. The transcript is spliced from 4 exons. Lineage: Eukaryota; Metazoa; Arthropoda; Insecta; Diptera; Drosophilidae. The coding region runs from base 135 to 3134 and encodes 999 amino acids.
CAAAACUAGAAGUUUGCGCAAGGCUUUUCAUUUCCCUGAAAAAUCCAACACGUGUGCCUCUAAAUUUAUGAAGUGAAUAGGAUCUUUAUCGUCAAUCUAGCAGUAAACGAUAGACACAUCGAUCAGUCAAAGAAAUGGACGCAAACGGCCAAUUUGUACUUACCGAAAAAUGCUUUUUGGAGAUAAUGAAUUACGUGAUUGUUAAUUGCAAGAAGAAAGAGCAAUGCAGCUGGCUGAGUCAAGCUUAUCAUUACGAUGAUUUAAUAAAUCUCGUGCUGGCCCAUGAACCACUCCUGGACCUGUUUAAAACUCAUCACAAACAGCUGUACGAGGAACUUGUGUUGGCUCUUGCGUGCGGAGUCACAAAGUUACUGAUAGACCUACGAGUCAACAAGUCAUCAAACAGAAACGAAUUAUUUUUUAUAUCCCACCUAAAAACUAUCAGAGAAGAAAAUCCUUUUGCUGUUGAGCUAUACUUUGGCCAUCGUAGAGAUAACCACAGGGAUCUCGCUUACGUAAUCAUUGGAAUAAAAGGAUUCACAACGGACCUUAAAAACUUUGCGAAGCUAAUGUUAAAUGGAAAUAUUACAGAAAAAGUAUUAGAAAAGAUUUGCACGCUUAUCCCAAAUUUAAAAAAGUUGAACUUGGAUAAAAUUGUACCCGAUGGUAGUCUUUCAAGUAUCGUAAACCAUUGUGGGAAUCUUGAAGUGCUGAGAAUUACGUUAGGCCCGGGAUGCGAUGUUACUCAAUUUGCAUCGUUUGCUAAGUUGCCGAACCUUAAAAAGUUUACUAUAGAUAAAAUCCAAAAAAGCGGUUCACAAUUGCUUUUCUUUAAUGAUUUAAAAAGAUGGCACAGACCCAAAAGUCUUCGACCUUUGACCCUGACCACCGAAGAUCGUAUAAUGGAUGAAAGUCAGCCUAUUACGUUUGCGACUUUUGACUCGUUAAGUUAUUUGGAGAUAUGCGAACUAUUAGAUAAGCGUAAAAUGUGUAAUUCACCUAAUUCGAACCUUUUUUUUAUAAGCAAAUACGAUUUAAAUCAAGAAUUGAAAGACAGUUGUUCAGUAGAGGAAUCACUAGUAACCAUAGCAAGUAAUCAAGUAAGGAUUAAGUUUGACCGUCGCGAUGGAGAACUUGUGAUAAAAUUAAAUGAGCAGUCGUACAUUAGCCAAUUGGGUUCUCUAUCAAAGCUACCCAAUCUAAGUCGCUUGGUUAUACAUCAAAAAUGCAACACAAUUGCACACUUUCUACAAUCAAUGGUCCCCAAAGGUUCAUUUGCUCUGAAAUCGAUUAAAAUGAAUUACCAAACAUUAGAUCAAUCAGAGUGCAUAGAACUUGCGAAAAUAGAGUCAGUUCGAUUUUUAGAGUGCAAUUUUUUCAAAUGGCAUUUAAUGGAGUCCUUAAAUCAAUUAACUAACCUGCAACACCUGCGAAUCGAAGUUCGCCACGAUGUUAUUGAUUCCAAUACUUCAAGGCUUAUACCCAAACUGUUAACCGUAUGUCAAGUGCAAGCUUCCAUAAAGUGCGAACGAUUUCAUAUUGUCUUUAAAAAAAAGGAAAAAAAGCUGGAGAUAUAUGUGGGAGUAAACUUAGAUGCCGAACUUUUGACUCCUCUGGCUCAACUUUCGGGCGUUAGCACCCUCAAAAUCUCAGCGUGGCCAAAUUUUAAAUCACUUAAUUCACUCUUCGAAGCAUUCGCCACCUGCAAUUUCAGCGCCAUCGAAGAAAUAAAUCUAAAGGAAUUAGAAGAAACAGAUUUUGAAGACAUAUCAAAAAUGUCUGAAAUACAAACUAUUAAGAAACUAACGGGCUCCUUUUCAAAUCUGAAUGGAAUUGAGAAAUUGGGAAACUUGAAUAAUCUUGAGGACUUAAAUAUAUUUCAAGAUGAAAAUAUUGGGAUAGUUUUUACAAAAGAUUCAAACAUAAAUCUGACGCCACUUUUUUUAAAACUUUCCGAAAAGAAUAUAAUUCAAAAAUUUGCAUUAACCAAAGAUUUCCUUCCCGAAGAAGUUGCAAAUGUUUCCCAAAUAAGGUCACUGAGAAAACUGAAUUGCUAUUUCUCUGAAGUGAAAGACACCCAAUCCUUGUCCGAGUUAGCAAACUCGCAUAUUGAAGAAUUGACCGUGAACAGUUUAGAUAGAAGCGAUUCCCUACAUAUUUUAUUUGCAGCGUUUUCUUCAAAUAGUAGAACUAGGCUGAAGCAUUUGAAAAUUACGGACAAAACUCUUAACAUAGCAGAAAUGUCUGAAAUUUCUAAAAUACAUGGUCUUACAAAAUUGGAUGCAGGAUUCUGCAGUUCAGAAUGUGCUCAAAUGAUAGUUCGACUGCCAAAUCUAGAGCACUUGGUAAUAAAAAGUUGUUACGGAGGCAAAAUUGUUAAUUUUGAAAAUCUUUUGCGAGAUUUGGUACACAAGUUACCAUAUACUCUCCAAAAUUUGGACUUGCAGUUCCCAAUUGGAUUCAUCGAAUGUUGCUAUUUGAGCCAGCUUGAAUCUUUGAAGUCUUUAAAAUGCAUAUUGCGCAGUGAGCCGGGCUUAGAUGUUUUGGCAAAAAUAAAAAAUCUUCAAGAACUGAUCAUCUGUGAGACAUGGCACCCGGUCAAUGAACUUUUCCGUGCUUUUAGUCUUAAAACUGAGCCAAUGUUACGAGAAUUGAAAACACCAAUUGUGUGUUCUGCUGAGAUCCGUGAAAUAUCGCAAAUUAAAUCGCUUACAAAAUUAAAUAUUGACUUCAUGAUGAAUACAUGUGACAACUUGUCAGACCUAAGUCAACUAAACGAACUUAAAUCAUUGUCCAUAGUUGAGAAUGGUGUAGAAUUGGCCAGAAUAGAAAGCAAUGGCUUACUGCCGAUUUUUCAAUCUUGUCAAAAGCUCGAUUGCGUGACAUUGAAAUUUUCAGAAUAUGGUGCUGAGGCCCCAAACUUUGUAAGCGAAGUUAACACCAUUCUAAAGUCUGUAAGGGAUCCUGCACUUCAAGAACCGUUGACACUUACUCUACAUCACGAAUCAACUUUUCCGAGAUUUCAUGUAGAAGACAUUGAUGACGCGUAUUUAAACGUUUCCUAUUCCUAUGAAACUCAUGGUGCAGAAGUUAAAAAUGGUUCUGAUGGUGAAGAAUCUGAGUACUCUGAAUAAAUUACUAUGACAGCUGAUAUUUUUUGAAACACCAAUGAUUUUUAUAGGGAUAACUAUUCUAAUAAUUAUUUAGAAUUUUCGUGAAUACAUAUUAGCCAAAACCUUGAUAUGGUAAUAUGUGGCAUAAUAUUUUCCUC